GAUACAGAAUCCCAGCCCCUUGAUUAAAGCUCUGUUUUAUUAUGUGUGUGUGUGUGCGUACGUGUGUGUCUGUCUAUUAUCCUGUGUGUGUGUCUAUACGUGUGUGUGUGUGUGGUGCUCACUCAAGUGUGUCUACAGUGUGUGUAUUAACGUGUCUCCCCCCUGCAGGUCGUUAUGCAGAGGACAUCUUUGGGGAUCUGUUCAACGAAGCCAACAGCUUCUACAUGAGAAUGAACAGCCUCCAGGAGAGAGUGGACCUACUGGCUGUCAAAGUCACACAGCUAGACUCUACCGUGGAAGAAGUGUCUCUGCAGGAUAUCAACAUGCGUAAGGCAUUUAAGAGCAGUACCAUCCAGGACCAGCAGGUGGUGUCACGGACCUCAGUCCCUAACCCUGUUGUAGAGAUGUACCACCGUGGUGACAAACCUCCGCCUCUCAACAUACUCAGCCCUUAUAGAGAUGAUAAGAAGGAUGCAUUGAAGUUCUACACAGACCCCUCCUACUUCUUCAUGCUGUGGAGAGAGAAGAUGCUUCAGGCUACGGAGGACAAACGGAAGGAGAAGAAACGGCAGAAGACCAGCUGUCCAGCCCACUGUGACCAGGGUAGACCCCACAGCAGACAGGCUCCACCACGCAGCCCACUGCCCAGCUCCGAGCAGCAGAAACAGGUGGAGGAUCCGGGCAGAGAGGUGAAGAAGGUGAGGAAGGCCAGGAAUCGCAGACAGGAGUGGAAUAUGAUGGCCUAUGAUAAGGAGUUCCGCCCGGACACACGACUCACCCCCUCACCCUACCACGGAAUGUCCUCCGAGGGGUCAUUGUCACCUGAUAACAGGUCGAUGGCAUCAGACAUGGGCGAGCAUUCCUACCCUGCCAGCCCUAACCACCCCUCCCAGCCCACCUCUGCCCCCCACCCCAUCGAUGGUGCCCCCCACCUCACCCAAGCCCCCCAGACUCAGUCUCUGGACAGGGGAGGGUACCCCAGAGCCAACCCCCCCUCUGGGGCGGCAGCCGCAGCACGACAAAUCGCAUCACUGGGGCGCACCCAGCCCCCCCACCCACCCCCCGCCCACUCCGAGGGAGGGGCACUCAACGGUCCACGUCAGCAGUCCGUCAAGGACUACAGGGCUCAUGGCGGCCAGCCAUCCACCAUCCCGGAGUACUUCAUCCCCCCAGCCCCUCCCCCUCCUCCCCCAAUCAUCCCCUCCGCCCAGACUGCCUUCGACUCUACCUCCUCCUCCCCCCUCCCUCCCCCCUCCCUCCCUCCUCCCUCCCUCCCCCCCGGGGCUGUGGCCAUCAUGUCCCGUUCUUACAGUCCCUCCCCUCCUCCUCCCGCCCCCCCUGCCCACUAUGUCCCCUCCCCCUCUCACGCCCCUCCCCAGGCCCCCCCUCCUCCCCCACCAGGCCUGCCCCCAUCCCACAUCCUGUCUCCGGCUCACGCUAUUGGUGGGUCUCAAGGAGAAGCUCCGCCUACCAGGAAGGGCCAGAUACCGAUGAUUCCGAUAAGCGAUGCCCGCAGCGACCUGUUGGCUGCCAUACGUAGAGGUAUCCAAUUGAGGAAGGUACAGGAGCAGAGAGAGCAGGAAGCGAAGAGAGAGCCCGUAGGAAACGACGUGGCCACCAUUCUCUCACGUCGCAUCGCCGUCGAGUACAGCGAAUCAGAGUCUGACUCCGGCGGGGAGGACAACGGGGAGUGGUCCGACUGAGAGGGGUCAUAGGUCAAGGGAUUAGGCUUUUGAGGAAAUGGGGUCUAGUUUGGUCUGGAAGGAUGGGAGUGUCUCAAUAUCACUCUACAGAAUUGUGCCUCAAACGCUUUCUAUCUUUCUUUCCUGUAUUCACAGAUCUGAAACGACUUGGUAGGUGGAUAGGCAAUUAUGAUGAUGUUUUAGCUUCGGUCAGAUCUAUGGACACUGAAGGGGGAGAAGAAUGAGGCCAUAAGAAUACACCCCCCCCCCCCCCUCCCAAUCACUCAGUUAGGCAGUCAAUCAACCAAUCAAUCAUCAAUGUUACGCUCCAGUAUUACAGUACUUAGCAAUAAGCAGUACAACACUACAACACAUAUUACAGUACUUAGCAGUGAGCAGUACAACACUACAACACAUAUUACAGUACUUAGCAGUGAGCAGUACAACACUACAACACAUAUUACAGUACUUAGCAGUGAGCAGUACAACACUACAACACAUAUUACAGUACUUAGCAGUGAGCAGUACAACACUACAACACAUAUUACAGUACUUAGCAGUGAGCAGUACAACACUACAACACAUAUUACAGUACUUAGCAGUGAGCAGUACAACACUACAACACAUAUUACAGUACUUAGCAGUGAGCAGUACAACACUACAACACAUAUUACAGUACUUAGUGAGCAGUACAACACUACAAGCCAUGACUAUGACAUUGCUGAGGUAAACUAAAUGGGGUUGGUUGAGGAGCACAAGUCAGCUUGUGUCAAGAAGGUGGGUGACAUGUUUUUUAUUAAGUUAUUCCCUCAAUUCUUUAUUUCACGUGGCUCUUACAUAACCUAGACAGGAGUACAUCUGAGAAGAGUUACGGGGUCCAAAAUGGCACCCUAUUCACUACGUAGAGCACUACAGUUGACCUGGGCCCGUAGAGCUCUGGUCUAAAGUAGUGCAGUAUAUAGAGGAUAGGGCACCGUUUGGAAUGCAGACUGUGACUAAAAAGAUGGAAAUAUAUACCCAUGGCAACCAACUCCAAUUAUCGGAAGGUUCAGCUGGUUGCCCUGAACAAUGCUAAAUCUAGAACUCAAACAGACGCGGUUCCGGUAGAUUCUUACCACAGAGCGCGGGGGUGUCGGGGAGGCGGUGCUAUGAUGCGUCCCUGAGAUGCCACAUUUGUGUGAAACUGCGUAGGAUCACACACACACACACACACACACACCAAAGAUGUAGGAUCCCACCUUUUCUCCACUUGUAAACAACAACAAGAAAAACAACCUCAUAACCAAACAAAACCCAACUGACAAAAGACAAUACCAAUGUGCAGUGCUUUUUAAAUAUGGCUUUACAGUUUCACCACCUCAUGUUUUAAAAUGGAUGUUUUAAGAGAAUCAUAAAUAAACACUAUAUAUAUAAAUAUAUCAAAUAAAACACGACAUAGUUUUACAUCAGCAACAACUACUCCGUAUGGGGGUCAGUGAGAUUUGAGUACGGUGCAGUGGGUUGACUUAUUUUCAAGGGCAAGUUUUCAGCGCACGAUGUAUUGUGGGAAACGUAGUCAUCAAUCACAAUAUUAGACCAGUUUUAUUCUGUACUGAAGCCUCUGCUUGUGGUGUACUAUGUGAAGUAGCUUUGUACAGCUGCACAGAUGCCUAAAUCACUUCAUCUAACGUUACUCACAGUGCUUACUGUGUUUGCUCAGUGCUUGUAGAGCAGGGGUCUCAAACUACAGGCCCGUGAUCCAAAAGCGGCCCCUGAGCCGAUUUAAAUAACGUGGUACCCUGGGAAAAAUUAUAUUGAGACCACACUUGCAGAGGAUAUAAUCAUAAUAAAAAAAACAUUUAAGUAUGGAUUUUAAACUAAUGAAGAAAGACAUGGAGAAAGACACUGAAAAUACUUUAUUUUGCAUUUUUGUUUCAAUGUGCCACGGAUAGCAAAUAAACAGGGACACUGCACCCUUAAAUAGCACAUCUAAACUAAAUAUACAUACAGCUCGUUUGGGGAUGAAGUUGAAUCCUAGACAAUGAUCUAAGAGCAGUUUUAUGGUUUUCCCGCUAAUAGUUAAGGUUACGAUUGGAGGGUGGGUAAACUGAUCCUAGAUCUGUAUCUAAUAGAAACUUCAGUGUACUGUAUGUAGAAGCACAGCUGUGAAUGUGAAAUUGAUUAACUAAAUGUUUCUAUAGGGAGUUAUCCACCUCAUUUUCGAACGCUUUUAAAAGAUGAAGCCAAACGCGGGAACUAUGGCAACAUCUUUCUCCGCGCUUGCGCAUUAUCAUGAUUCAUAUGCGCGCCACUAGAAAUUCCUGCAUUAGUAUGUUUCUGUUAGCGGAGACAUCAUGACAAAAUACCCCAUGUAUUACUGUCCUGCUGAUGUGCCUGGACCGUGUAGGCUAAACUGCUCAUUAAAAACACAUAACUGAUCCAAAUGGUUGCCCAGUCAGGCAUGUUAGUUUCAGUUAUUUCCAAAUUAAUAUGUAUUCAAAACGCCAGGCUUUUGAGCGGUUAUUCAAAUGACACAGGGUAUUCACUGCAGUUAUAGCCUAGACUAGAGUUUUGUACGCACUUGAAAACAAUAAUAACAUAAUUCAUUACACUGUGUUGUUAUAGCCUAGGUAGGGUACAUUUCUUGUCCCUAUAAAACAAUAGGAUAGCUUUCAGAGCUUCGUACCCACGGACGUGGAGGGACCGCACUCAACGCAGCCUCGGGAGCGCACAUAGUGUUGGCUAACUAUGAUUUCACUAUCUGAAAAAUGUUUUCUUUCACUGUGUAAAUUGACUGGAUAAAUUCACUGCAGUAUUAUGCCUAACACUGAGUUUAUGAAUUAUGGUCUAAUAUGCAUAAGCUUAGGCUACAGGUCACGGUACAUCUCCAGCCUGUCUGUCUUCAUUGCUCUGUUGAGUGUAACAGUAUAACUUUAGACCGUCCCCUCGCCCAUACCCGGGCGCGAACCAGGGACCCUCUGCACACAUCAACAACAGUGUGCAAGCCGCGGCCCUUGCAGAGCGAAGGGAACCACUACUUCAAGGUCUCAGAGCAAGUGACGUCACCGCUUGAAACGCUAUUUAGCGCGCACCUCCGCUAACUUGCUAGCCGUUUCACAUCCGUUACACUCAACCCCCUUUUGACCUCCUCCUUUUCCGCAGCAACCAGUGAUCCGGGUCAACAGCAUCAAUGUAACAGUAUAACUUUAGACCAUCCCCUCACCCAUACCCAGGCGCGAACUAAGGGACCCUUUGCACACAUCAACAACAGUCACCAACAGCGUUAAGAACGGGCACGGAGUUGGAAAGGAGAAGCCCGUAUUGUCCUAUCCUGUUAACACCAGACUACAUCCUGACAAAAUAGACCUACACCGUAUGAGUGACCUAAUAAUGUACUUUUCUGGACCUUCUAAACUGUCAAGAAUAGACCCAGACUGAUCCAAAUGGUUGCAUAAUCAGGCCUAGGCUGUUACCCUACUGUAUGCAGUUAUUUCGGUAUGAAACAACCACAUCACUGCAGUUUACAGCAUAUAGACAAUAAUGGUGUAUUCACUUGAUAACAAUAAUACAUUGUUGUAGGCCAGGUAUAAUAAUUGUAUGGCCUAAUAUCUAGAUAAUAUUUACCUUCUUACUUACAAACGUUAUUGCACAUGUAGCUUGAUCCUUUUUUAUACUCGUCCUAAUAGUCUAUUGGAGGGAAAGCAGCAGGUUUGCUCGCGCUAAUUGCUGAAUGUAAAACAGGUCUACGGCAUAGAAAACGCAUGUUUGGGGAAAGUUGAGGAAAUCGUGUGAUCACUUUUGUACAGUUCUGAUAAUAUUGUUGCACUGAUACAUUGCAAAUAGUUUCAGAGGACAUACAGAGAUGAGCACUGUAAAAAAAAAAAAAAAAAAAAAGAAGACCCAAAGAAA
Oncorhynchus kisutch (coho salmon) is the source of this 5570-nucleotide messenger RNA. RefSeq names its product wiskott-Aldrich syndrome protein family member 3-like. Lineage: Eukaryota; Metazoa; Chordata; Actinopteri; Salmoniformes; Salmonidae. Gene Ontology annotation, biological process: positive regulation of Arp2/3 complex-mediated actin nucleation; actin cytoskeleton organization. Gene Ontology annotation, cellular component: SCAR complex; cytoskeleton. The record is from RefSeq and is a predicted model, not a curated record. Bases 42 to 1703 code for a protein of 553 amino acids. The transcript has 8 exons. Gene Ontology annotation, molecular function: actin binding; protein kinase A regulatory subunit binding; Arp2/3 complex binding.